AAAUAAGGAAGGUUAUUAUAAAGACAUUAAUUUUGAAAUUUAAGUAAGACUGUUCUCAUUUGGGCCAUAAAACUUCAAUUUAAACAGGAAGUAUGUAUUUGCGAUACAGAAAUAGGUUUUGUACAGUAUUUUAAUUUCAAAAAUAUUUUUUAAAAGAUACAAUACGAAAUAUGAAUUAAGCUUGAUUUACUUUUUUAAAGAAAAAAAAAAUUGCAACAUAUUUUUAUGGCUAGUUUAUCCUAUAAAGAUAUUUAACAUAACCCUAUUAAAAAAGUAAAAAAAUAAUAUGAUUAAUAUGUUGGUUUCUUUUAUUAGUAGACGUCUUCAAAAUGUUUAAUGCAUUUUUUAAAAAAAAUUGGUUUCAGAGUAUUUUUUUUUAAAGGAUGUUUAAAGUGUUUCUCAUACUUGCACAUAUUAUCAUAUCCUUUGGUAAGUAAAAAAAAAGCACAAACAAACAAAGAUAUUUAAAUGGAUAUAUUAACUAACUAAGUAUGUAGGUGGGUAUGCAUGCAUACAUGCAUACCCACCUACAUACUUAAUUAGUUAAUAUAUCCAUUUAAAUAUCUUUGUUUGUAAGUAAGGGUUUUGGUUAUUUGGUUGGAAGAUUGGUAGAUAGUUUAGUUGGCGUGUAAAUAGUUAAGAUCAUAGGUAGGUUCGUAGGUGCUUAGGUUGGUAGAUGUAAAGGUAGGAGCUUAAGCUACAUACACAUAUACACAUUCAUUGAUGUAUAGUCAAUAUAUUAGUAUAAACUAUUUAUAUAUAUAUGUGUGUUUGUUGUUGUGUGUUAUAUAUAUGUAUGUAUGAAAAAUGUAUAUAUAUAUUUGAAUGUAUAAAUCUAUUAGCUUAAUUUUCAUAAUUCGUAAUGCAUUUUUGGUUUUAACAUUCAAAUUGCUGGUUAUUAAAGUGUUUAGUAAAAAAAAAGUUUGGGGUGGGGGGGGGGAUGGGGGCAAAACGCACACAAGAAAAAUACAUUUUUUAAAAAUUAAAGACGAUAAAGUAAGAAAGCUUAUUGUUACAGUAAAUUAUAUAUUUUUAAGAAUUGUAUAUGCUUAAAUUUGUAUUAAAUUGUAAUACUAAUUUUUAAAUUUAUUUCUCAGAAUAAUACUAAUAUCAUUGCAAUUUUUCGCAUCAAACGAUUAAACUUAUAUUUUAUUUUUUAUUUUUAGAAACACAUUUUUCAAAGAUUUAUAAUAGUAUAACCGUUACCUCUAUUAAAAUUAUUUUAUUCAAUCCAUUGCAAUCAUUAUCGAUAGGACAAAAGAUAACAUUGUUUGAUUACCGACAAGAAGAUAGUGAGACAAAGUGCACACACGGUUUGGUCAGUGGUGUGGACACGGUGGUGUUUAAAUCUCAAGUGGAUUUUUCUCAAGAUAUUAAAAUGAAGUAUGCACAUUUUUAUAUACAAAGGAAAAUGGACCAAAUACCUAUGUUAGUAAGUAAUGUACAUAAUAGAAUAAUACAAAUCUUUACAUUAAAGCUAUGAAGCUGUUUCAAUUUCGUCAUGCGUUUUGCAGACGAAAGAUUAUGUUUAAAAAUAAUAUAGUUAGCCUUCUUAUCUGAAAUGUUAAAACAGAAUUUUGCAUGCUUUUUGUUCCAUUUAAAAAAAUAUGAUGUUGAAGCUUUGUGUUUCCUUUCUUUGUUUAAUUUAUCAUCUUCUGGUUUUUUGUUUUUUGUGUAAUUUAUUUUUAUUUUUUUAUUUUUAAUGGUUGUCAAUUUAUCACUUUCAGAUUGUUUAUGUCUCUGUUUUAUAAUCAUUUAUGUAUGCAUACAAUUAACUGGCAAUAUCGAACUUGAUCCUACAAUUAAAAAGGGAAUAUGGCAUGUAAAUAAUGCUUUUUUAACUCAAGACAUUGGAGAUUAUUCUUUAUCUAGUUGACUUAAUGUUUUAAUUAAAAUUAAAAUACAAAGGUAUACACUAAAUAAUUCACAAUGUUUGUCAUGUGUUUAAAACCUAUCAGUUGUUAAAAUUUUAUUUUUUAACUGUAAAUAUAUAUAUUUCUUUAUUUUUUGUGUGUAAAUUCAAUACUUUUAAGUAUAAUUCAUACAUUUGCUAUAUGUAUCAUGUCAGUACUUUGACUUCAACAUACAAGAGUGUGUCUCCAGUCAGAGUAUUACAUGCGAACGUGCAGGCAUGUUUCUUAUAAACUUAACCAUCAAAGUUCCAGCAUCUAGAGAAUACAGUGGUGCAGCUAUCAGUGGUACAUUAUUUACUUCAAACAUGAAGAUAAUUUUUAGCAACACACAUAAUUUUCCUUCAAUAAUGGGUAAAUAUUUUUUUUUUUCUUUUAGAAAAUUUAAUGUUGAUACAAAAUUUAAUUAUUUCAGUUACGAUCUUAUACACUUUUUAAAUUUAUAUAAUAAUGUAUAUGUUAAAUUAAAAUCAAACUAUGGAUACAAAACGUUUUGAAACAGCAAUAACAAAUGUAUUUUCCAUGUAACCCAUACAUAUCGUUCCUGGUUUAAUUUGAAAAAUGUUACCCACAAUUAACCCAAUUUCUCAUUUUUUCUUAACAGAUAGCACGAGUACAAGGGGGUGGUUGAUUGUAAAUGGUCACACAAUUUCAAAUAAUGUAACAGGUUGUGACAUAAAUUUCAAUGAGACAGUACUGAACAUUACUUACAACUGUGAAAGUGACAUAAAACCAUGUCUUAUUGGGAUAAUAGCAGCUGGUGGGGGAAAGCCGUCACGUGGAAAGGAUAAGGCUAUGUAUAUUUUGGAACAAGAACUACACGACCUUAAUGUGACCAUAAAACAUGCAAGCUGCACGUUAGAUGGUGAAUGCAACAUAUUACAAUGUCGAAUACACCAAGGUAACUGUUUUACUUUUUUUAAAUGUAUUUUUUUCUUUUAAAGUUUAAAAAAAAAAAUAUUUAUAAAAUGUGUUAUUGUGUUAUAGACUGAGCUGAACUACUCAUUAGAUUUCAUUAUAAAGCUAUUGUCUUAUUUCUAUUCCAAAAACUGUACUGUUAAAUUAAUUUAGUAAAUGUUACUGAAAAUAUUCCAGACAUUAUUAUUUUUUCAUGUAUUAAAGCAGUGAAAGAAAAAGACACGACUUCAAGUAUUAAGAAUACUGUUGUAUUUUGUAUUGUA
Molecule: messenger RNA, 3091 nt
Organism: Lymnaea stagnalis (great pond snail)
Lineage: Eukaryota; Metazoa; Mollusca; Gastropoda; Lymnaeidae
Source: the annotation of a GenBank genome assembly